This is a messenger RNA of Pygocentrus nattereri (red-bellied piranha), 4332 nucleotides long. It is a transcript of the gene glg1a, whose product is annotated as golgi glycoprotein 1a. The transcript is spliced from 28 exons. Gene Ontology annotation, molecular function: fibroblast growth factor binding. NCBI's taxonomy places the organism in Eukaryota, Metazoa, Chordata, Actinopteri, Characiformes, Serrasalmidae. Gene Ontology annotation, cellular component: Golgi membrane. The record is from RefSeq and is a predicted model, not a curated record. Bases 74 to 3595 code for a protein of 1173 amino acids.
CCGCGCGCUCACGCACGCGCGUACUCCGCUCGCGUCCGGCUGCCGUAGCUAACGUUAGCGUAGUUUACCGAAGAUGGCGGUUUGUAGACGUGUGCAGCUCCUCUUACUCUUCAUGUCCCUUUCCACUCGCUUUUUUUUUACUCAGGGAGCGAAGUCGCAGGGCGGCGUUAACGAGAACCUGGUGGAUAAUGCCGACAUGGGGAAAAACCCUGGAGCUCCGCUGCAGGAUGGGAAGCUUUUAGCAGCUGCGGCCUCUCAGCCUCGCCGCAGCACCGGCUGGAAGCUGGCAGAGGAGGAGGCCUGUCGGGAGGACCUGACCAGGCUUUGUCCCAAACAUUCCUGGAACAACAACCUGGCCGUGCUCGAGUGCCUGCAGGACCGAAAAGAGGACACGGAAAUAUCAACAGAUUGCAACCAUCUCCUGUGGAACUAUAAGCUGAACCUGACGACAGACCCAAAGUUUGAGUCUGUGGCUGUAGAGGUGUGCAAGAGCACCAUCAAUGACAUUAAGGAGUGUGCAGCAGAAGAGCGGGGAAAAGGCUACUUGGUAUCAUGUUUGGUGGAUCACCGCACUAACAUCACAGAAUACCAAUGCAAUCAGUACAUCACAAAGAUGACCAGCAUCAUCUUUAGCGACUACCGCCUCAUCUGUGGCUUCAUGGACAAGUGCAAGGAUGACAUUAACACGUUGCACUGUGGAAGUGUUAACACUGGUGAGAAGGAUGUGCACUCUCAGGGAGAGGUGAUAGCUUGUCUGGAGAAAGGUCUUGUGAGUGAAGUGGAGGAACAGACAGAACAUUAUUCUAUUAAAGAAGAUUGUAAGAAAGCCAUCAUGCGGGUGGCUGAGCUUUCCUCAGAUGACUUCCACCUGGACAGACACCUCUACUUCGCCUGCCGGGAUGACCGAGAGCGCUUCUGUGAAAAUAUUGCAGCAGGAGAGGGGAGGAUCUAUAAAUGUCUUUUCAACCACAAGUUUGAGGACACCAUGUCUGGGAAGUGUAGGGAGGCCCUCUCCACAAGACAGAAGCUGAUAGCUCAGGACUAUAAGAUCAGCUACUCACUGGCCAAGGCCUGCAAACAAGAUCUGCGCAAAUACCGCUGUAGUGUGGACACCACACUGCCCCGAGCUAGAGAGGCCAAGCUUUCCUACCUGCUGCUGUGCCUGGAGUCAGCUGUACACAGAGGACGAACCGUUAGUGGCGAGUGUCAGGGCGAGAUGUUAGACUACAGACGCAUGCUGAUGGAGGAUUACUCCUUGAGCCCUGAAAUUGUGCUGCACUGCCGAGGAGAAAUUGACACACACUGCUCCGGUCUGCACCACAAGGGCCGAACCCUACACUGCCUUAUGAGAGUGUCCAGGGACAAGGGCAUUAUGGACAACCUGUGCCAGAAGGCUCUCCAAACUCUAGUCCAAGAGACGGACCCCGGGGCAGAUUACCGGAUUGAUCGUGCCCUCAAUGAGGCCUGUGAGUCAGUCAUCCAGACCGCUUGCAAACACAUCCGCAGUGGAGACCCCAUGAUUCUGUCUUGUUUGAUGGAGCAUCUUUACACUGAUAAGAUGGUGGAAGACUGUGAGCACAGACUGUUGGAGCUGCAGUAUUUCAUCUCCAGAGACUGGAAGCUAGACCCUAUCCUGUACAGGAAGUGUCAGAACGAUGCUGCACGUAUCUGCCACACUCAUGGCUGGAAUGAGACCAGUGAGUUCAUGCCCCCGGGAGCCGUCUUUUCCUGCCUGUACCGACAUGCCUACCGCACAGAGGAGCAGGGCCGAAGGGAUUCCUCUGAACCCCAGAGUAAUGAUUCUUUGUCUCGUGACUGUAAGACGGAGGUACAGCGAAUACUCCACCAGAGGGCACUGGAUGUGAAGCUGGAUCCAGACUUGCAGAGGCGUUGUAUGACUGACCUGGGAAAGUGGUGCAGUGAGAAAACAACAGAACCUGGACAGGAGCUGGAAUGUCUUCAGGAUCAUUUGGAGGAUCUGGGCUCAGACUGUAGGGAUGUUGUGGGUAACCUCACUGAGCUGGAGUCUGAGGACAUUCAGAUUGAAGCCCUUUUGAUCCGAGCUUGUGAACCAGUCAUCCAAUCCUACUGCCACGAUAUGGCAGAUAAUCAGAUAGACACUGGAGAUCUGAUGGAGUGCCUUGUACUCAAUAAGCACCAGAAGGAGAUGAAUGAAAAAUGUGCAGUGGGAGUCACUCACUUUCAACUGAUCCAAAUGAAAGACUUCCGCUUUUCUUACAAGUUCAAGAUGGCUUGCAAGGAGGAUGUUCUCAAACUGUGCCCAAACAUCAAGAAGAAGGUGGAUGUGGUUAUCUGUCUGAGCACCACAGUCAGGAAUGACACUCUGCAGGAUGUGAAGGACCAGCGCGUCUCAAUGAAGUGCCGCAGGCAGCUCAGAGUGGAGGAACUGGAGAUGUCAGAAGAUAUCCGCCUAGACCCAGAUCUGUACGAGAGCUGUAGGCAGGACAUUAAGGACCACUGCCAGAAUGUCUUGUUCGGCAAUGCUCAGGUAAUUGAGUGUUUGAAGGACACUAAAAAACGCCUAAGCCCGCGCUGUCACCAGAAGGUCUUCAAACUGCAGGAGAAAGAGAUGAUAGACCCUGAACUUGACUUUCAGCUCAUGAGAGUGUGUAAGCAGAUGAUUAGGCGUUUCUGCUCUGAAUCUGAUGCCAAGAACAUGCUGCAGUGCCUGAAACAGAACAAGAACAGUGAGCUCAUGGAUCCCAAAUGCAAACAGAUGAUCACCAAGAGACAGAUCACCCAGAACACAGAUUAUCGACUGAACCCUGUGCUGAGAAAGGCCUGUAAGGCUGACAUCCCCAAGUUUUGCCAGCCCAUCCUGAACAAAGCAACAGAUGAUAAUGAGCUGGAGGGCCAGGUUAUCUCUUGCCUCAAACUCAAAUAUGCUGACCAGCGCCUCUCUCCAGACUGUGAGGAUCAGAUCAGGGUGAUUCUGCAGGAAUCUGCUUUGGACUACAGACUGGACCCUCAGCUACAGAUGCAGUGCACUGAAGAGAUCCCUAGGCUGUGUGCAGAGGAAGUAGCCGCACAGGAGCAGACAGGUCAGGUGGAGGAAUGUCUGAAAGUGAAUCUGCUGAAGAUCAAAAAUGAAGCCUGCAAGAAGGAGGUAUUAAACAUCCUGAAGGAGAGUAAGGCUGAUAUCUUUGUGGACCCAGUGCUGCAUACAGCCUGUGCUCUGGACAUUAAGCAUCAGUGUGCUGCUAUCCCUCCUGGCAGAGGAAGACAGAUGUCUUGUCUGAUGGAAGCUCUUCAGGACAAACGUGUAAGACUGCAACCCGAGUGUAAGAAGAGGUUACAGGACCGUAUCGAUAUGUGGAGCUAUGCCGCCAAGGUGGCACCAGCAGAAGGCUUCUCAGACCUGGCUAGUCAGGUUCUCUCUUCUCCUGCCAAGAGCUAUAUCCUGACCAUGAUGGGCAUGUGCGUGGUGCUGCUCUUUCUAAUGGGCUUGCUGUGCGGUCGCAUAACCAAGCGCGUCACCCAGGAACUGAAAGACAGAAAUCUUGGACGUCCUUGUACAGUUAGUGGGUUGCAUUCACAGGCAAGAAAUCGUAAGGACUACAACCCCCUUAACUGAUCUUGCUAAUUACUAGUAUUGCAAACUCCUGGCCCAUAAGUAAGUCCAAUUGCUAAUUUUACUUAUUUAAACAUUUCCUGUCUUGGGUUCUGAAAAAUUCUGAAAUAUUGGCAUGUUGAGUAUGUUUCCCUUGUAAGGUCUGGUCCACUAAAAACACCUACGGAGCUUUCCGUUACAGAUUUCUUCAGCAUUCAGUUGUCUUACGUAUAGUUCUGAGCUUGUGUUCGCUUUAGGCCCAGGUGUGGCUGGAAAACCCAAUUUCUUUACUAGUACAGCAGCUUUUGUCCACCAUUCCAACAAUGAGCAGUUUUUCCUGGUGGACCAUUCCUUAAAUAUAUUGCCAGUAAUUUUUAGUAGGUGAAUCUGGCACUGGAAACAUUCUCAUUGCUUAAUCAAAUAUCCUCUUGUUUUCACACACAUUCUCAGACAGUGUGAAAAGUCAUUCAACAAGUGAUUUAGCGUCUGCUGAUUUUUUUUUUUUUUUUUUUUUUUUUUUUCUUUCAGUUGAGUAAAGACAUAAAUUUUUUUUUUUUUUUUUAAAAAGCCAUGGCAGUGAAUCAUUUUGCUUUUGUUUUUCCCCCAGUGUAUAAAUUUAUUAAAAGUGUUUUCCCUUCUAAUAUGAUUAAGCCAUGUAUUAUACAUAUAUAAAAACUGCUUUUUUCUUGUCUUUUUUUUUGUUUUGGUUCUGUACAAACUGAAUUGGAAAAUUGUUAAUAAAAUCAAUUUGCUGGUUUGUA